Callorhinchus milii (elephant shark) is the source of this 799-nucleotide messenger RNA. RefSeq names its product transmembrane protein 107. The transcript has 5 exons. Bases 110 to 532 code for a protein of 140 amino acids. The record is from RefSeq and is a predicted model, not a curated record. NCBI's taxonomy places the organism in Eukaryota, Metazoa, Chordata, Chondrichthyes, Chimaeriformes, Callorhinchidae. Gene Ontology annotation, cellular component: MKS complex. Gene Ontology annotation, biological process: non-motile cilium assembly; protein localization to ciliary transition zone.
AGGGGAGGGGUGAGGGAGUGUCCGCUCGGGGGAGGGGAGGGCGUCAGUCAGUUCCCUUUGGGUUGGGAGGUGGUGCGAGGCUGAGCCGCUGCUGGGGCUGGAGGUCGAGAUGCCGCUGGUGAACAGUUUGGUGCCGUCGCGUUUCCUCACGAUUCUCGCUCACCUCGUCAUCGUCCUCACCAUCCUCUUCUCCAGGGACACCAAUGUGAUUGCCAGUCUCCCCCCAGACUACGAGGGAAGCCAGUUUUACAGCCAAGAUGCUGAGUUCAUCGUGGCGAUCACACUGACACUGGUGGCAUUUCUGAUCGAGUUGAGUGGCUUCUUCUCAGGAGUCUCCAUGUUCAACAACACACAGAGUCUCCUGUCUGUGGCCGCUCACUGCAGUGCCUGUAUCAGCCUCUCCCUUUUCCUGUCCCAGCAGUGGGAAUGCUGGGCAUUUUGGUACAUCUUUGGCUUCUGCAGCGCUUUACCAGCCCUCGUCGAGCUCGUCCUGAUCCUGACCAUUCUUAGAUUGGGGAAGAAGCCACUGUAGGCGCCUCAGCCAUUGGGGAGCAAGAGAGACGGGGAGUGAGAGAGACGGGGAGCGAGAGAGCAUGAACAUCUCAUCCGAAGGAUAGCGUCUCUGACAUUGCAGCGUGCGCUGAGCUCGGAGUCCCUGAUGUGUGUGGGGGAGCGUGCGGGGGCUUGAACCCACAACCUCUGGACGCUGAGCCAAGCCCACCUGAAAGGCACCGAGUAAAUGCCGGUGUGAGAAUCGCCAUCGGUGUCGUUGUGAAUAAUUAAAUGAAUUUCUUCGCAA